GCAAAUUAUUUUUUACAUGAUAUUCUUGACAACAAAAAAUGGCCAGUGACAACAAUCCAGCGAAGGAGAAGGCAACGACAAAGAAAAUGGUUGACAUUACCGUAAAUAAGGGAGCUGUUGUACCAUACGAUAUGGAUGAUAUCCAACCUUCCAUCUCAGACCAGCAAAAAGUUGGAUUCUUCCGUCAGGAUCGGGCGUCCCAGACCCUGGAGUCAGAGAUCCUGGAGCUCAAACAGAUGACCUAUGUUCUACAGACAUUGCUAAGAGAAUCGAAAGAGCUGAAGCGAGAGCUUGCGGUGGCCAAGCAGGUGAUGAGAGCCGACUACGAGAACAAACUCCAGGAGAAAGCCCUGGAUAUGUACUGCAGGAUAAAUGAACAUGUGGAAGUCUUGGAGAGGUCCCAUAAAGAGCGUGUUGAGGUGGUAAGAAGAAGCUUCAGACAACAACUCACCAAUUCCAUUGCAAAAAUCGCACAUGAUUGGAAGAAUCAUGCGAGCAAAAAGAUGAACGCUGAGCUGAAGAAACAAUCAAGUAACACAGCCGCCCUCUUAGACGAACACAAAGCUCUCCAGAAUCAGGUCGCUUCCCAAGAAGGCAUCAUCGAGAUGUUAAAGAUGCAGUUAGAACAACAAGCUAAUGCCCCUAGGAGUGAGGCAUCCACACCCAGUGCUGUAUAUGAGGUGGAGGCGCUCAAGGAUGAGAUGGUCGUCAUGAAGAGGAAAGUCGACGGCUUGGAAUCUGCCCUGGAUGGCAAGGAUGAACUCAUUGAAGAAUUGAACAGGGAUAUUGAAAGGCUGAACAAAGACGUGGAGAAAGAAAGAGUGCAUAUUAAACAGUUACUGAAGGAAUUAGAGGACUCGAAAGCAACAGCGAUGCAAGAAAUUUCAUCUUUAAAAAGACAGGCCGAGAAGCAGAGACUUAACAUGGAAAAGGAUAUGCAGGAAAAAAUGAAGAAGUCAAGGGAUGAUAUGUUGAAUCUUGCUAAGCAACACGCAGCAGAGGCUCAGAAGGCAGAGGAAGAAAGACUCAGACUUCUCGCAGAGAAAGAGAAACAAGCAAGGGAAAUACAGAAAAAUGAGCAAGAAACGAGUGCGAAGGCCGCCGAGUCAGGAGAAGAAAUCUCCAAAUUGUACCGUCUUGAGAAACAUCUGAGGGCGGAGAUCGCAAGACUCAAGAAGGACCUGGCGAAGAGCACCAAACUUUGGGAGAAGAAAUUCAGUGUGUUACAAAGAAGUAUGUAUGCGCUGAAGGAUGAGAGUUACCUCAGGCAAACAUUACAGAAGCAAGCAGCUACUCUCCACCAUGCCACUGUCAUGUACGCUAAUGAUGCCCCAGGCAGCGUGGCUAGGAGUGCGACCAUCCAGCCCCAGGCUCCCCAGCCUUCUCCCAACACCAAGCCCAAGGGACCACACCCACCUCUGCCUGGAAUUGGUCAAAUAAACCCCACCAGGGAUAGAAAAAUGGAAGUGAUGUCUGCAUACACGGUAUCCCCUCCACCAGGGCGGGGCAUAGACCUAUUCUCGGUCAACGAGGGUCAGAUUGUCGAACCUGAUGAUGAUUAUGAAAACUUCACGGACGGAAACUUCUUGCCCCUACCUACCCCUCCCCCACCCAGGUGGAUAAACGACGACAGCAGACCUCCGUCCCGCAACCCUGAACUCCUGAUGGCAUCCUGAACGGUACUAUUGAAGCAUUUUGUCUAGAAUAGUAUUGAAUCUGUCAUUAACAUUAAGCUUUCAAUCCCGCCCCCCCCCCCCCACUCCGGGGUCGCACGGAAGGACUGCAUGCGUGUUCCCAAACUGACCGGUAAAGGGGUUCUUUUUCGCGGUACAAGUCUGGCCUGCGAAUUCUAAAAAGGGGGUGUAUAUGUAUUGUUGCUAAUGUUGAUGUAGAGCAAUUUCAUCAACAUUAGCCACAACCUUCAAACCUUGAAGAAUAAUGCCUUUAAGCAGCUCAAAAGCUAUAAGACAGAAUGAAAACAUUCAAUAUAUAUCAUUGCGUAAGUGCCUUCACUGCCAUUGUGAAAAAAUUUAACUUUCACAUCUGACAAGUUAUCAGAUCCGACAUCUUUCCAAAGAUUUGAUUGGCCAAGAGUCUGACUGUCACUAUGGUAACUGUCUGGUAAAACAGAUUUUGUCAGAUAACACAUCAACAAGUCCUUUCAUAAAGCACUCGCCAUGAAGUCAUUCUCUGGAAUAUCACAGAUAAUGGUUGAUUUCAAGUGUGGUGUUGAAGUGUAGUGUUGAAGUGUAGUGUUUGUGAUGUGGCAACAAAACACCGGUCACAAUAUGUACUUGGAAGGCUGGUGUUCGGAUUGGACUCAGAAAAUGUUACAUUUCUGGCAGUUUGUGUUGAAUGCUGAUUUUAAAUUUUGUCUGCUGAACCAAGGAUUAGUGCUGGUGUAUAAUGAUCCUGUGAAAUUUUCUGUUCACGAUCACUAAUCCUUAGAAAUAUGGGGAACAAUUAUUCCAGUUCGGCAUUGGUGUUUGUUUUGGUGAUUUCUUUUAUGGCUUCUCAUGACUUGUACAAUGAACAAAUUUACCCAUUAGCAAUCAUUAUUAGAAUACAUUUUACAAAUGUACCCUAUAUUUCAAUUAUUUAAAUUACUUGAAGUUGAAUAUAUGAGAGCAAAUAAUAAUCUUUCACGCACUUUAUUAUUUUAUUGAAGGAGGAUUCUUUUUUUUAAUGAAAUGUGUCAUCAGUUAAAUACAAAUGAGCAACAUCGUAUCUUGCAAGAAAAACCCUAUAAAAAAUACAAUAUUUUUGUUUAUGAGAAAAAGGAAAUAUAUCCUGCAUAGGGAUCGGGUGUGAAGCAGCUAGUUGCUGUCUGGAACGAUUUUGUCCUCAUUAUUACCCUGGUAAUUAGAUCCUGGCUUGCCCACACACAUUGUAUGCACUUUGUCCACUCCUUGGGGAGCAUUCCAACAAGAGUUUACAAAGUCAAUUAUACUAGGCAUACUACAUAGGCUUUCACAUCCUAUGAUCAUACUUGUAGGGUCAUUUACCGUACCCUGUAUGACCUUUUUGUUCAGCCUGGUAUGUAGUGAUAUUGAUACACUGUUCAAGUAUAGCAGCGAGGUAUAUGUUUUCAUUUACAUGUAUGCAAGGGGCUUCAUUUCAAAUAUGUACACUUCCAUGUAGAAAAUGAUCUUUGUUUUCAUUUCAUAAAGACGUUCCAGUGCCUAUGUAGGUGCUAAAUGGGUACCCGGUAGGAUGUGAAAGUC
Messenger RNA from Lytechinus variegatus (green sea urchin), 3224 nucleotides. RefSeq lists its product as uncharacterized. The record is from RefSeq and is a predicted model, not a curated record. The transcript is spliced from 16 exons. The coding region runs from base 39 to 1676 and encodes 545 amino acids. Lineage: Eukaryota; Metazoa; Echinodermata; Echinoidea; Temnopleuroida; Toxopneustidae.